Molecule: messenger RNA, 987 nt
Organism: Perkinsus marinus ATCC 50983
Lineage: Eukaryota; Perkinsozoa; Perkinsida; Perkinsidae
Product: serine/threonine-protein kinase MHK, putative
Exons: 9
Coding region: 1-987 (328 amino acids)
Biological process (GO): protein phosphorylation; intracellular signal transduction
Cellular component (GO): nucleus; cytoplasm
Molecular function (GO): protein serine/threonine kinase activity; ATP binding
Source: RefSeq, a predicted model, not a curated record
AUGAAUAAAUACAAAGUACAUAGAAUGCUGGGCGAUGGGACCUAUGGUAGCGUUUUGCGAGGGCAGAACAAACACACAGGGGAAAUAAUCGCUAUCAAAAAGAUGAAGAAGAAAUACUACUCCUGGGAUGAGUGCAUGGCCUUGAGGGAAGUCAGAAGUCUACGGAAACUCACACAUCCCCACAUAGUACGACUAAAGGAGGUCAUUCGAGAGGCUGAUGAACUUCACUUGGUGUUCGAAUUCUUAGAGGGAAAUCUAUACCAACUCUUGAGGAAAAAAGAGAACGCCUUCCCAGAAGCCCAGGUUAGGCUGUACAUGUAUCAGACUAUAAUGGCAUUGGACUUCAUGCAUAAGCACGGCUACUUCCAUAGGGACCUCAAACCUGAGAAUUUACUGGUACUGUCACGGACCGUGGAAGACUUGCUCAAAUUGGCCGACUUCGGCCUGGCUCGAGAGAUCAGGUCGCGACCGCCCUUUACAGACUACGUCUCAACUAGAUGGUACCGAGCUCCGGAGGUCCUACUUAGAAACCCUUCUUAUAAUUCACCUGUGGAUCUCUGGGCAGCUGGGGGCAUCAUGGCAGAACUAUACACUGGUCGACCACUAUUUCCUGGCUCUUCUGAGACUGAUGAACUGUACAGGAUCUGCACAGUGAUCGGAACGCCAACGGCAGAGAUAUGGUCCGAGGGCUGUCGCCUAGCAUCACAAAUGGGGUAUCGCUUCCUCCCAUGUGAGCCUACUGACCUCACAGACUUGGUCCCGCCAGCCUCCAGAGAUGGUAUUGACUUCAUGAAAGCAGUACUGACUUGGGACCCCAGCAAACGUUGCUCUGGUACGGCGGAGGGCGGCCGUCGCAUCCCCUUGCCUGGCUUGCAUGCUGGGGUUGGGGAGCAGAUCCCUUCGAAUGGCUUGUGUAACCACGCCGGUAAAAACUUCAUUGAGGCUCUCACAGAUUCUCCGAAUAGAGCUGUAGUCUACAGCCUGUAG